Molecule: messenger RNA, 1711 nt
Organism: Amphibalanus amphitrite
Lineage: Eukaryota; Metazoa; Arthropoda; Thecostraca; Balanomorpha; Balanidae
Product: androgen-induced gene 1 protein-like
Exons: 6
Coding region: 226-984 (252 amino acids)
Cellular component (GO): membrane; endomembrane system
Source: RefSeq, a predicted model, not a curated record
CUUUCUAGCGGAAAGGCGCUUGUGAUCGGCAGUAGCGGUGAUCUCUUUGGGACCUCCUGCUGCAGCUGUGCGAGCUUGGGUGUCCUGCGAGGGGUCCAGCUUCACCGCAGCUGAACAAGAUGUGUGCUCUGAGCUUGGUUCAGGGUUGUCAUCUGAAGCCUAGUGAAAGGAAACGGUCUUAAAACAUUGGACAGUGGAUAGCAUACAUGGCAAAAUGGACUGUUAAUGAGAUUCCAGGCCGAUAUGGUGGCCCAUUGUCUUCUGCACGCCCUGGGGGCUACCAUCUUCGCUGGCUGCACUUACUACGACACCCAUGUGUUGUUCCUCACGGACCCAGACGACCCACACCACCAUGUUGUGAAGCAGCUGGCCUUUGAGAGGGACCGCUUGGGUGGACGAUGGAAGUAUCUGACCAUAUGGGGCCUGACCUGUCAGCUUGUUUAUUACUGCUUGGCAGUGGUGAACGAUCUCUUUGGCAGCAACACUUUCGACAAGAGCAAGGUCACCAAGCUGCAGAAGAUCCGUGACGUCUUCUUCACAUCCAUUGCUCUUCCCGUGGGAAUGCUGGUGAGCAUCAUGUUCUGGGGCGUGUUUGUCGUGGACCGUGAGCUGGUGUUCCCGGCCAUCCUGGACGCGCACUACCCGGCGCUGCUGAACCACGGCGUGCACACCAUGCCGCUGCUGAUCGGCCUGCUGGAGGUGGCGCUAGAGCGACACAACUACGCCUGCAACCGGCUCUCGCUCGGCCUGCUGCUCGGCUUCCUCGCCACCUACCUCGGAUGGACGCUGCAUUUGGCGCUGGUGGAGAACCUCUGGGUGUACGGCAUCCUGCGCGUGCUGAGCUGGCCCAUGCGCGUGGCGUUUAUGGGUGUGAAUCUGCUCAUCGGAGUCUGUCUCUUCUUCCUCGGCAAGGGAUUCGAUAACUUCGUCUGGGGUAACGAGAAGGCUCUGGCGCAGGUGGACUCGACCAAAAAGCGGCGCUGAUCUGCCGUUCUCUCUCUCCGCCUCUGGUCGGUAAGCUCCCUGCCAGCUAAUACCGUAAGCCUUCUGCCGGGGCGCCGGAGAUAGGCAUAGUGAAAGGAACACUCAUCGGUAAAUGUGUCGCGUCACCCUUCGGCGUUUUCGCCUGCUAACGAUGAGUUGCGCUGGCUGAUGACGAAGCGAAGGUGUAAUCGUGCUGGUGUCACACGUCUGUUGACGAACACGGCCGGCCGCAGUCUGCACAGUGAUUUUGAUUUAGCGAGAUUAUAAUUUGAUUGUAGCGGAUAGAUUAUUUCACUCAAGGAUAAGAUCAAUGCAUUGUCUAUUAGGUAUGUGCCGGCGAUACGUGCCGUUUAGGAUUGGCGAUGUUCUUUGGAUAGCUGCAGAUGCAACGAGCCCCGAUUCAUAUGGCGUAGCGAAUACCACAGUACCAUGCGUUGUGUAUGCUGGUGGUGUUGAUUCCCUGUCGUUUGGUUACCGUUUCAGUUUGUACGCGUCAUGCAACUGUGGACCUAAGUUUUUCUGUUUAUUACGCGUCCGGACGGAAUGCCGUCCACUAGUCAGAUAUACAACGAUCAACUUAAUUGUUCUACGCACAAGUGAUCACAAUCACAUUGUGAUUUAUUGUUGAUUGAUGAAGUCGAUUUGAUGUCAUAAUUGUUACAUAUUUGAUGUAGGUGACUUAUGUCGAUAAUGCACUGGUACAGCAAUAAAUCCUUAACACAUCCAA